Arabidopsis thaliana (thale cress) is the source of this 773-nucleotide messenger RNA. Its product is annotated as structural maintenance of chromosomes protein. Bases 1 to 744 code for a protein of 247 amino acids. The record is from RefSeq and is marked reviewed. Lineage: Eukaryota; Viridiplantae; Streptophyta; Magnoliopsida; Brassicales; Brassicaceae. The transcript has 7 exons.
AUGGAGGAAGAUGAUGAACCAAUGGCACCGAAUCCGAAGAAAAUAGAUGAGAGUAAUAAGGAGUUAAAGGAACUUGAGUCUGUGCAUGUAAAGCAUAAGAAGAGACAAGAGAUGCUCAGAAACAGAGAGCUCUCUGAUAAAGGAAGAAAAAGCUGCAGCAACCACCUCUAUGAAAGCAUGAAGCAACGAAGCUCGGAAAGUGGAAAAGAAGUAAAGCUUGGUUGUGAAGAACAGAAGAAGCAUCGUAAGAAGAAGACGAUGUCGAUGUCGGAGAAGAGACAUCAUGACGAGAAGGACCCUAGGCGAAGCUUAGAGGUCGCCGGUUCGAGUGACGGUUGGAACAAAACUAAUAUUACAUGCUGUGGUUUCGGGUCUGGAGUGAUUACGGGAUUCGGCCUAGAACCUCCUGAUGGAUUAAGGGCCCAAAUGAAGAAUGUGUUUCUUGUGGCCUGCAAGCAGCCAGACAAAAGGUUGCUGAGCUCAAAUCAGCUUAUUAGGCAACGCGCAUUGCAUAUGGUGGGAACAGAGAAAUUCGAAGAGUUAGUUGUGACUCUGGAUGGUGCUCUCUUUGAAAAAUAUGGUACCAUGAGUGGAGACAGUAUCGAGCUCUCCAACAUUGUUGACAUGUUAAGCAAUAUCCGUGAAAAGAUUCCCAAUGCUGUGAGACAGUAUCGAGCUGCAGAGAACAAAGUCUCUCACCUAGAGAUGGGAUUGGCGAAAGCCAAAGAGAGGUAUUGGUUAUGAUGUGGUUCUACUUUUGUUUUUGACUAAUC